AUGCCUGCGGCGGUUCGAAGAGUGAUUCGUGAUAAUUGGGAGAAAUGCCUGCUGGGCUCUGACUUCCAUCAGGCGUUUGUUACCAACGCCACUAUCCACCACGUCACUCCCGCCAUCUUCCAAAGAGCAGUCCGCGACUUCGGAAACAAGAUGGUCGGCUACGGCAAGCGCGAGCUCAUCGAGCAUUUCAGCAUGUACGACUUGGAGGAGCUCUCAGAUUAUAUCCUCAACAAGGUCAGCAACAGCUUUCUAGAUAAGGCUAUGGCGAUGCGUCUUAGAACUAUCGAGGCGAAGCCCCUUAUCAACGCCUUGGCUAGAGCUGAGAGGCUUGGUUACGAGCCCAGUGACGUCGUUGAGGAGACUCCUACUAGUGCUGCGAAGGAACAUGUGAGUCACCGCCCUAUCAUGAUGAGAUGUCACACGGCUAAUAAGGUUUGCGGUGAAUAUGGACAGCAAGCCAAGAACCCGGGAACACGUAAUAACCCUGUUGCUAUCUCAUCUGGCAACAGCACACCAGCCAAUGCUGUUCCAUCCAUAGAGCCUCAUCGAUCGACAAGCUCGACAUCCGGCUACAAGGAGUGGUCCCACGCUCAACGUGCGGCAGAAAAGGGUCAGACGACCCCCAGACAACCUUCGUCUCAGCCUGGCCUCGAGAUUCGUUCUGUCACUCCGUCUUCUACACCAGGCGGCACUCCUGGCGACCCCUACGCCCACCUCACUCCCGCGCAGAUGGCAGCUAUGCAGGAAGAGCUUCGCCAAGCGGAGAUUAAGUAUGGCGACCGUCUACGUCAGGCGCAGGCUCUUGUUGACGAGGCAGAGCGCAAGACUCGCGUCGAUGCGCUGGGCAACUCGUACGGCACGAAGCAGUCGAUGAUCAGGAAGAAGUACGGCGUCCGCUUGCGCACGCGGCGUACAAAGGCUGAGAUCGAGGCCGAGAAGGAACGCAUCUCCACGAGUAAGGAGGCGUCGUUCAGCCAGGUCGCUCUUCAAUCCAGACCGGGUGCUGUUGCUGGAGAGAAGCGUCGGGAGAGCGGCUGGAUUGCUGCCAACGUUGGCACCCCGCCCAACGACUACACCAAUGGUCACGAUGCAAAGAGGCAGCGAUUCGCUCAGGAGGCUCUUGCGCAAGAGGCAUUACAAUACUCCACACCGCACUCCUCUACCAACCCCAUAGAGACUCCGUCCAAGACGCGAGGCCCCACCACAAGCACGCACACUCCCCCUGUCCCUUCGUCCCAAGACAUGAACAUGGCAGACGCGCCCGUCCGCACUGCCGGCUCAGAGUCCUCCGCGCGCAACUCGGCGUCUCUGCAAGCACCGAGCGCCUCCGGCUCGCCAUCCAAGUCCGCGACGCCCGGCGCCACCGCCCCCGAGCAAGCCGUUGUGAAGGGCGAGUCGUCCGACUCCGACUCCGACUCCAAUUCUAACGACGACAUCCCCGCUGCGCUGCCGCCCUCUGUGCGCCAGAGCCUGCCCGCGCAGCCGCCUCCUCGCCCUGGCUCUUCUUAA
This is a messenger RNA of Phaeoacremonium minimum UCRPA7, 1509 nucleotides long. RefSeq lists its product as hypothetical. The transcript is spliced from 4 exons. Lineage: Eukaryota; Fungi; Ascomycota; Sordariomycetes; Togniniales; Togniniaceae. The record is from RefSeq and is a predicted model, not a curated record. The coding region runs from base 1 to 1509 and encodes 502 amino acids.